Cheilinus undulatus (humphead wrasse) is the source of this 5197-nucleotide messenger RNA. RefSeq names its product ETS-related transcription factor Elf-1-like. Gene Ontology annotation, cellular component: nucleus. Gene Ontology annotation, molecular function: DNA-binding transcription factor activity, RNA polymerase II-specific; sequence-specific DNA binding. NCBI's taxonomy places the organism in Eukaryota, Metazoa, Chordata, Actinopteri, Labriformes, Labridae. The transcript is spliced from 8 exons. The record is from RefSeq and is a predicted model, not a curated record. The coding region runs from base 548 to 1873 and encodes 441 amino acids. Gene Ontology annotation, biological process: regulation of transcription by RNA polymerase II; cell differentiation.
AAGCGCACACGAACUCUGAAAACUCUGGGAGGAUGAAAGGGUUUUAGCCAUACUGAGGAUUAAAAUGUUGGAGCCGGAGGAUUUUAUUUUGUUCUUUUAAAGUAAUUUGAUCACCGUGGGAAAUCUAUUUUUACACAAAAGCUAAACGUUGGCAUUAAUAUUCAACUGAGAGGACAAAAGGUGCAGGUUUGAUUUCUCAACAGAGAAGAGCUGAAGGUUCAGUCGGACCACAAGACAGUUUUGCAGCCCCCACUUCCUCAUCGAGAGCAAGUGAACACGGGUUUCCUGUAAAGCCUUUGUGUCUCUGGUCAAUUACUUUACUCACAUCACUCUGCUGCUGGUAAGCUACGCUGCAUGAGACGGCACUGGCCUUGUCGAAUCCUGGGUGAAGCUCUCUAAUCAUCAGUGGAUUUGCUCCGAAAAUUGGACCUGUCUGGACACAAAUAAACAGGGAAAGUUUGGUCAUCAAAAGUCUUCAGAUGAAAGCUGUGAUGCUGUUUUCACACAGUUAAAGUUGUGUGUGGGUUUGAGAUAUUCAGCCACAGCCAUGCUGCAGCAGUCAGAGCUCAUCUUUGACUUUGCCAGUGAUCAUGUUAACAUGCCACAGCUCGGGGGUUACUCAGAUUACCCUGCGGUGAUUGUAGAGCAGGUUCCCCACCCACACCUGCUCUCAUAUGCAGGUUUGGCGUGUGAACAGACACAGACAGAGCAGGACCACCAGCAGCUGCUCAAAGUGGAGGCAUGUGAAAGUGGAGAGGAAGAGACCAUGGAGACACUUGUUGCUGCUGACUCACUUCUCAACAUGGACUGCCCUGACUCCCUCUCACUGGAUCAACACUACUCCCAGACCUUCCUGCCAUCACUGGGUGAUGUCAUCACUACGCCUGUUACCCAGGUGACGGUGUCAGCAGAGGGGAUUGUGGGAGCUUUAGACCAGCCACAGUGGCACUCACUGCACACAGGGAAGUCUUCAUCACAGCUGCAGUCCAGAAAGAGAGGGAGGAAAGCUCGACAUCGAAGGGCAGAAUCUCCCACACCAGACAUUGUUGUAAAAAAGGACAAAUAUAACAAAGGAGGAAACACGCUGUACCUGUGGCAGUUCCUGAUGGAGUUGUUGCAGGACCGACAGGUCUGCCCUCGAUACAUUAAAUGGACUGAUCCUGAAGCAGGAAUUUUCAAGCUGGUCAACUCCAAAGCAGUAGCCCGACUGUGGGGGAAACACAAAAACAAGCCUGACAUGAAUUAUGAGACAAUGGGCAGAGCACUCAGGUACUACUACCAGAGAGGGAUACUGAAUAAAGUUGAAGGCCAGCGUCUCGUCUACCAGUUUACCUCUCUGCCCAAAGACAUGAUUUAUAUCACAGAUGGGGAUGGCACCAAAGAAGAGGAUGAUGACGAAAAUGAUGACAAUAGUGGCAAUGAUGAUGGUGUGAGCGAUGACUCUGAUGAUAGCACGAUACCUUCCAGUGACCAAUCAGUGGAGGAGGAAGAUUUACGCCCACCACCUAAAAAGACACCCAACCCUUCUGUUCGAGCCACAACCACCCAGCGGACCAGACCUGCUCCCAGGCCCCCCACCCAGCGAGACACUGUCCUGCGGCCUGCUAACACCAGCCUGAUCCAGGAGCAGCAUUUACCAAUCGUGUCUGCUGAAAUGCUGCGGACCCUUCAGAACCUGCAGAAGGUUCAGUCCCUGCAGCCAGGAGGUCGGGCUUCAGUCUUCAAGACGGCUCAGCUUCUGGGGAGUCUGUGUGAGCGACAGUCUGCUGCUGAGGGUGGCAUGGACAGUCAUAAAGAGACAUCACAGUCAGGACAGAAAACCUCACAGGUGGAGACUCCACAGCUGGUGUCCCUAAUCAGCUCUGACCAGUAAAAAGACCAAAACCAAACAGCCCACUCACACUCCACUGACUCAGGACCAGUUACAGAGCAGCACUUUGGUGUUGCUGCACACCAGGGUCUUUAUUUCUAAAGUCUGUAAAACCUGAUUUAAACGUAUGUGUUGAAUCUAAGCAGAGCCUGAGCUUAAGCUGCAACAUGUUAUUAACCGAAGGAAAAGUUGUGACCACAUACUUUGAAAAAGGUGGAUUAUUUGAGAGCCAAAGCAAAAAUUUCAAAACUUUUGAAGGAAACGGAAAGCUCCAGGAACACUUGUAGUUUAGAGAACAGCUUUAUUAGACUGACCCAUUUGGGCUUGUAGCUUUCAUCGGGGUCUUCCUGGAAGUUGGUGAAGUUGUGCAAGAAAUGCCUUCUCCAAACCCUUGGUGGUUCUAAUAUUCUAACCUAAGGAUGUUCUUUUUGUCUUUUUUAAAACGAAAGGCUUUGAACUAUUGGAUUCACAAAUAAAACCUGUAGUUUUGGGAUCUCAGGCAUUGCGAUUGGCAGUUUAAAAACAUUCCUUACUUUUGUCAGUGAAGCAUAAAAUUAAUAGAUACUGAUAACACUCGUAGAUGCGGCCUUUAGGAUUCAAGUGGCCUAUAUAGGAAGCCACACACCUGUUCUCUGUGGGGUUUACCUGCCACUGUGUUGACAUGACAUGCACUUACAUUAAUGCAAUUCCAAGUUAGAAUCAUUUUGAGGUUUUUAUUUCCUGAAUUUCUGUUUUUAAUUCAGGUUGAGUUUUGAUUACUUUUUAUACUGGUUAAUACAUUUCUUUUUUCUUUGCUCAUGAUUUAUUUGAAUUUAGAUUUUAAUUACCAGUAGUUUAAGUAUUAGUUUGAGUUUUUUAGUAAUAUAGAAUACUUGUGAGGAGCAAGAGGGCCAGAAAACAUAUUUUGCAAUAAAAAAACUCAAAUAUCACACUAGUCCAGAAAAGAAGAAUUCAAAUCCGAAACACAUGAAAUAACAAAAACAGAAGACGUUAUCUCUUUAAUAUUAUUUUUUAUUUUGUGUUGUUUUGUAACGUUUUGGGUGUUUUUUUUCCCCCAUGAAGCCUCAUUUUAAUUUUGGUUUCUAUAAACUUUUUACUUGGCUAUCUAGUUCUCCUAGACCCAACCCUAAAGAUUUCAGGGUAACCUACACAGAAAAUUUCUUGACAUGAUUGUCAAACCUUGUCCCUCACAGCAGGAAUUCUUGCUGCACUUUUCUUGUCAGUUGGGGGGGGGGGGGGGGUUAGGGCGCUAGGGCGCUAGGGCGCUAGAAGAGAAAUUUCAGCAUAAAGUGAGGGUGCAACUAUCUGCUGUUUGCAUUCACACAUGCUGCCUAGCCAGGUCAAUUCAACAAAUAUUCUGGUGUUUUAUGCAAGUGGGAAUGGGGUUAUGAAGUUUUUUUUUAAUGUACAGUUAUAACCUUGAUGCUACAUGCCACGUGCAUUGUAUUAUCCAGCAUAUACUGUGCUCACACAUCAGCCAGAUCUGACUUUUAACAGGGAUGUUUUCCCGAGGGCGGGCAGGCAGGAAAAAGUGCUCAUAUUAGUUAGUUGUUUGCAUUGAAAAUGCAGUUCACCAUGAGAAUUUCAGGAAAUUUUCAGGUGUUUUGUGUACAGUAUGUGUGAAAAUACCAUAAUAGCAUAAUGUUAGAGUUUGAGCUUUAGAAUGUUUUAUACUUAUACUGAAAUUAACUGCAGAUAUUACGCUUUAAAUGCAUAGAUAAUAUGCAUUCAAUGUUGAGUAUGGCUGUCACUGUUUAAGUUUUAUCUCCAUGUGAAACCAUACAGGCUGUUGCAGCUAGCAUCACACUUAAGGUGCAAAGCUACAAAGAGCCAAGUGAACCAACGACAGUCAUCACAGUCUGCACUGUAGCGAUGUGUACUUACAGCCAUGUGUUAGGUGUACACCAGGCUUUGCUAUUGAUUCAACACAAAACUGUAAAUCAGGAAUAUGAUAGGAAGCAUUGAUUUAGGAGUAUUUUUGUAGAUUAUGUAAUGAAAUGUUAUCAAAAAGUAAUUCUAGAUCAAUGCACUCUGAUAUGUGAGUUGGCAGGACAUUGGCAGAAACCAAAAUCUCAGUUUACUCUCUAAGAUGAGGCUGACUGUAAAAGCCUGUGUUCUUUAUCUCAGCCUUAAAUUCUCCGAAGCCAUUAACUGAACAGACACCAAAGAGGAGAGACAUGCACUGGAAUAUACUGCCUCACUGCACCUUCUGCAGACACUCCUUCUGCCUGCACUUCACCUGCAGCAUCAUGCAGCGAGUGAUGUGCUCACCACACUGUGCCCUCGUUUCUUUGCCUCUACUCUCCCACUCUGUUUCUUUGUUUUACCGUCACACGCUGAAUCAUUCCUCUGCCUUAAAGUCAGCUUUGCACUAAUGUUUACCUCUGCUGUAUGUUUGUUCUUUUUAAGUGCCUGAAGCUGUUUUGUCUGUCCAUCCUGUCCUUGCUUCAUCUGUCUCUGUAAUUAUGAGGUUAUUGAGGGAAAACAUUCCAUAUUAUUAAUGUUUUUUUUUUAUUUGUCGAGAUUACUGAAAAAUAUUUGUGUUAUGAAAUGUUGAAAACAAGGGAUCACUGUUAUUAGUUGAAUAGUACUUUGGCACUGCUGCUGCUGUUCAUAGUUUGUGUAUCAACACAGUGGACCUUUCUUUUUGUUGACAAUCACCAGUGAAUUUGGUAUUGGAGCCUUUUAUUUAGCUACUGUAGAGUAUUACUGCUACUAUUUAACCUCUCUGCUAUGCACACAAUCUGUUUAGUUAUGACACAUAUACAAAUGCAUACAUGGAUCUCUUAAGCCUUGAUAUAUCUUUAUAUGUUGUGUGUUAUAUACUGUAUGUCUGUGAAGAUGCUUGACCUCUUGCCUUGUUGCCAUUUUCUCCCUCAGGUUUGUAAAGAUUUGUUGUAUGUGCUAUGCAAGGAGUAAAGCAGCUGUUCCUUUGUAAUGAAGUAAUGCAAGCUUAGUUAUGUUAUAUUAGCUUCACAAAGCAAGCCCAAAGAGAUCUCACCUCACUCCCAAAAAAUGCACCUGUAUAUAUUAUUUUUAUUUUGCUACUCUUUAAAUUUGUGCCUUUGCCUGAGAACCUUAUGCAAAACUGAUUUCACUUUGCUACAAAGUAAAACAUUUAUUUUUAUUCCCCUCAGUUUGCUUUAACUGGAGGUAUCUUGAUACUGUAAGUUUUUCUGAUGCAGAUUCGUAAACUUGUAGCAGAGGGAGAUGUGGACUUUCUGUUGCUUUAGUUUGGUCUGUUUGCUUUUGUGCAGUCUGAAAGUGUUGAAAGAUAUUAAAUGUUCUAUUAUAAGAAAUAAACUUAAUUUUAUCAUUUCAACCUCA